Chinchilla lanigera (long-tailed chinchilla) is the source of this 6210-nucleotide messenger RNA. RefSeq names its product MET proto-oncogene, receptor tyrosine kinase (gene Met). The record is from RefSeq and is a predicted model, not a curated record. Gene Ontology annotation, molecular function: transmembrane receptor protein tyrosine kinase activity; protein binding; semaphorin receptor activity. Lineage: Eukaryota; Metazoa; Chordata; Mammalia; Rodentia; Chinchillidae. Gene Ontology annotation, cellular component: membrane; semaphorin receptor complex. Gene Ontology annotation, biological process: protein phosphorylation; nervous system development; positive regulation of kinase activity.
AUCAGCUGCUUGCAAUGAAGGUCCCUGCUGCGCUCACGCUUGGUGUCCUUGUGCUGCUGCUUGCCUUGGUGCAGAGGAGUGAUGGGGAGUGUAAAGAGGCGCUGGUGAAGUCUGAGAUGAACAUGGACAUGCAGUAUCAGCUUCCCAACUUCACCGCAGAAACACCCAUCCAGCACGUCGUUCUGCACAGGCAUCACAUUUACCUGGGGGCCACUAACUACCUCUACGUUCUAAAUGACAAAGACCUGCGGAAGGUAGCUGAGUACAAGACUGGACCUGUGCUGGAACACCCAGAUUGCCCUCCUUGUCAGGACUGCAGCCGCAAAGCCAACUUACCGGGAGCCAUGUGGAGAGAUAACAUCAACAUGGCUCUGCUUGUUGACACAUACUACGAUGACCAGCUCAUUAGUUGUGGCAGUGUCAACAGAGGGACCUGCCAGCGACUCCUCCUCCCACCUGGUGACACCGGGGACACACAGUCGAAGUUCCAUUGCAUGUUCUCCCCACAGGCGGACGAAGAGACCGGCCAGUGUCCUGACUGCGUGGUGAGUGCGCUGGGAGCCAGAGUCCUCCUGUCUGAGAAGAAUCGGUUUGUCAACUUCUUUGUGGGCAAUACCUUACAUUCUUCCUACGUGCCAGAUCACUCACUGCAUUCGAUAUCAGUGAGAAGGCUGAAGGAAACACAAGACGGCUUUAAGUUUUUGACAGAUCAGUCUUACAUUGAUGUUCUGCCUGAGUUCCGAGAUUCUUACCCCAUUAAGUAUGUCCAUGCCUUUGAAAGCAGCCAUUUCAUUUACUUUCUAACAGUCCAGAAGGAGACUCUAGAUGCUCAGACUUUUCACACAAGAAUAAUCAGGUUCUGUUCCGUGGACUCCGGGUUGCAUUCUUACAUGGAAAUGCCUCUGGAGUGCAUUCUCACGGAAAAGAGAAGAAAAAGAUCCGCAGGGCAGGAAGUGUUUAAUAUCCUUCAGGCUGCAUAUGUUGGUAAGCCUGGGGCCCACCUCGCCAAGCAAAUCAGAGUCAGUGUGAAUGACGACAUUCUGUACGGGGUGUUUGCGCAAAGCAAGCCAGACUCUGCUGAACCAAUGGAUGGAUCUGCUGUCUGUGCAUUCCCUGUCAAGUAUGUCAACGAAUUCUUCAACAAGAUCGUCAACAAAAACAACGUGAAAUGUCUCCAGCAUUUCUAUGGACCAAACCACGAGUACUGCUUUAACAGGACACUUGUGAGAAAUUCAUCAGGCUGUGAAGUACGCAGUGAUGAGUAUCGAACAGAGUUUACCACAGCUUUGCAGCGUGUUGACUUAUUCUCGGGCCAGUUCAAACAGGUGCUACUGACAUCUAUAUCUACCUUCGUUCAAGGAGACCUCACCGUUGCUAAUCUUGGGACAUCAGAGGGUCGUUUCAUGCAGGUUGUGGUUUCUCGAACAGUAUCGUCCACCCCUCAUGUGAAUUUUCGCCUGGAUUCCCAACCUGUGUCUCCAGAAGUGAUUGUGGGACAGCCACUAAACAACAAUGGCUACACUCUGGCUAUCACUGGGAAGAAGAUCACGAAGAUCCCAUUGACUGGCUUGGGCUGUGGACAUUUCCAGUCCUGUAGUCAGUGUGUCUCUGCCCCACCUUUCAUGCAGUGUGGCUGGUGCCACGAUCAAUGUGUACGAUCAGACGAGUGCCGCAGCGGGACGUGGACGCAAGAGAUCUGCUUGCCUGCAGUCUACAAGGUUUCCCCAACUAGCGCACCCAUUGAAGGUGGGACAACGUUGACCAUCUGUGGCUGGGACUUUGGAUUCAGGAAGAAUAAUAAAUUUGAUUUCAAGAAAACCAAAGUUUUCCUUGGAAAUGAGAGCUGCACCUUGAUCUUAAGGGAGAGCACAAUGAAUAUGUUGAAAUGCACAGUUGGUCCUGCAGUGAAUGAGUGUUUCAGUGUGUCCAUAAUAAUUUCAAACAGUCGUGGAACAGCACAAUACAGUACAUUUUCUUAUGUAGAUCCUAUAAUAACAAGUAUUUCUCCAAGUUAUGGUCCUAAGGCUGGGGGCACUUUACUUACCUUAACUGGAAAGAACCUGGACAGUGGAAAUUCUAGACACAUUUCAAUUGGUGGAAAAACAUGCACUUUAGAAAGUGUGUCAAGCCAUACUCUCACAUGUUACACACCAGCCCACCCCGUGUCAGCUGAGUUUCCUGUUAAGUUGAAAAUCGACUUAGCCGACCGAGAGACUGGCAGCUUCAGUUACCAGGACGACCCCAUUGUCUAUGAAAUUCACCCGACCAAAUCCUUUAUCAGUGGUGGAAGCACAAUAACAGGUGUUGGAAAAAACCUGGAUUCAGUCAGCAUGCCAAGGCUGGUGAUAAACGUGCAGGAAGCUGGAAAGACCUACACCGUGGCAUGCCAGCAUCGCUCUAACUCAGAGAUCGUCUGCUGUGCCACGCCUUCCCUGCAGCAGCUGAACAUGAAGCUCCCCCUGAAGACCAAAGCCUUCUUCAUGUUGGAUGGGAUCCUUUCCAAGUCCUUUGAUCUCAUUUAUGUGCAUGAUCCCAGCUUUAAGCAUUUUGAAAAGCCAGUGAUGGUCUCCAUGGGCAAUGCGAAUGUACUGGAAAUUAAGGGAGAUGACAUUGACCCUGAAGCAGUCAAAGGUGAUGUGUUAAAAGUUGGAAAUCAGAGCUGUGAGAAUGUGGAGCCUCAGGCUGAGGCUGUUUUGUGUACGGUCCCCAAUGACCUGCUGCAGCUGAACAGCGAGCUAAAUAUAGAGUGGAAGCAAGCAAUCUCUUCAACUGUGCUUGGAAAAGUAAUAGUUCGGCAGAAUCGGAAUUUCACAGUAUUGAUUGUUAGCGUUGUCUCGAUAUAUGUGAUGCUUUUAACGUCACUUGGGCUUUUCCUGUGGCUGAAAAAGAGAAAGCGAAUGGCAGAUCUGGGCAAUGACGUCGUUCGCUACGACGGGAGAGUCCACACCCCUCAUCUGGAUAGACUUGUCAGUGCCCGAAGUGCGAACACAGCUACAGAAAUGGUUUCAAAUGAGUCUGUGGACUACCGAGCUACUUUCUCAGAAGACAGUGAUUACCGUGACUAUGGGUACCCCACAGACUUUUCUGGAAGCGAUUUUGAGAUUCACUGGCCAGACGAGUUCCCUAACUCCUCUCAGAAUGGAUCGUGCGGACAAGGGCCUCUGACGGACCUGUCCCCCACCCCAAAUAGUGGAGACUCGGAUGUAUCCAGCCCAUUGCUGCAAAAUACGGUCCACAUCGACCUCAGCGCUCUGAAUCCAGAGCUGGUCCAAGCUGUCCAGCAUGUAGUGAUUGGGCCCAGCGACCUGGUUGUGCAUUUCCGUGAAGUCAUAGGAAGAGGACACUUCGGCUGCGUCUACCACGGCACUCUGCUGGACGAUGAUGGCGGGAGGACCCACUGUGCUGUGAAGUCCUUGAACAGAAUCACGGACAUAGGAGAAGUUUCCCAGUUUCUGACCGAGGGCAUCAUCAUGAAGGAUUUCCGCCAUCCCAAUGUGCUCUCGCUCUUGGGCAUCUGCCUUCGCAGUGAGGGGUCGCCGCUGGUGGUCCUGCCGUACAUGCAGCACGGAGACCUUCGCAAUUUCUUGCGGAACGAGACUCACAACCCGACUGUGAAAGAUCUGAUCGGCUUUGGUCUUCAAGUAGCCAGGGGCAUGAAAUACCUCGCCAGCAAAAAGUUUGUCCACAGAGAUUUGGCGGCCAGAAACUGUAUGUUGGAUGAAAACUUCACUGUGAAGGUCGCGGACUUCGGCCUUGCCAGAGACGUGUAUGACAAAGAGUACUACAGUGUACACAACAAGGCGGGGGCAAAGCUGCCGGUGAAGUGGAUGGCGCUGGAAAGCCUGCAGACGCAGAAGUUCACCACCAAAUCAGAUGUGUGGUCCUUCGGCGUGCUCCUGUGGGAGCUGAUGACACGAGGCACGCCCCCUUACCCUGAUGUGAACGUCUUCGAUAUCUUGGUUUACCUGUUGCAGGGCAGAAGGCUCUUCCAACCUGAAUACUGCCCAGACUCUCUGUAUGAAGUGAUGCUAAGUUGCUGGCACCCCAAUGCUGAAAUGCGCCCAUCCUUCUCCGAGCUGGUCUCCAGGAUAUCAGCCAUCUUUUCCACUUUCGCCGGGGAGCACUACGCCAAUAUGAAUGCUGCUUACGUCAAUGUAAAAUGUGUCGUUCCACAUCCUUCUCUGCGUCGUCACCGGAAAACAUGGGUGCUGACGUGGGGACUUGAUGAGUGGGCACCCACCUGCCCUGUCCAAGAAGGGUCGUAGGGCUCGCCCAAACCACAGUCCGCAUUUCCUACCAGUUUCACUGCCUGGCCUGCAAAAGGCCAUCAGACACCUUUUGCUUGUCAAAAUUACACCAGUCCCGGACUUCGUAUUGUUACGUAACUCACUGGAUUCUACAGAAUUUGUCCUCUGACAGAAACAUGAGAACCACAGACUUGUUUCCACAGGCCAGGGACCAUGGCAACCCUGCAGCUAGGACAGCACUCCUGAAACACUGGAGUCCACAACCGAAGUCUGAGUUGAAAGUUUUAAACUCAGAGUCCCACUUGCUCUCUUACGAGGAACUGAUACAACGAAUUUUCAGGGCUCCUCACUGGAAAUUCCGAAGAGAUGGUCUUGUCCGGGACAGGCACGGGAGUCCCCGGACCAGGCCACUCACCCAGAAUUCCAGUUUUCGGAUCUCUUUUCCAUGCUGUGUGGUCACAAACAUUUUUCAUUACCAGUGUCAUUUGCCCAUAGGCAGACAUUCCCUCUUACGUUGUCACAUACAUAUUCCUUGGGUUGGGAAAUACCCACAGGCAAUACAGUCAAGUUUCAAAAUAGCAUGACACAAGAUGUGUUUACAGGUUAGCUGGGAUAGUUAUAUAUUGUAUUAGAGGACGUUAAGAAAUUUUCAUAAAAUAGCUUAGUUACAAAACGUUGGUCAUUUUAAAACCAACUAUUUGAGAACGAUACUGUUCUGAUGUAAUAAGUGUGGACGUUUAGAAAUUUUUUCUGUCUUUUUACGACAGCUCUGAAAAUAGACAAGUUAUUUGUGAUAAUGAAUAUUUUUGAAGGUAAGUCAGUAUGUUUUUAAGGCAUAAUACAGCUGACCAAACAGUCCAUGGCUUCCACUCACGGCUAAGUUAAGUAUGCAGAACAAAGAGAAGCCCCGUGGGCUGGAAGUAUUAACCUCUCUCAGGUGGCAGCUUCCCACUUCACAAAUGAUUGGGGAAAACUUCUGGGGAGUCCAGUUUUACAUUACGACUUGUUUUAUGUCGAGCAAAAUAAAUUGUAGAAACCAACAAACAAACACGGCAAUUGAAAAUCCUGCCUAUUUCCCUUGGGUGAAUGGCUGUUGUGGGCAGGACUUGUGUGAUGUUUUGUUUCGUGGCAUUUGUGCUGACUACUGUAUAGUACAUUGACAUAGGUUACUCUAGCUGAUUUUGUCAAUGUGAGCAUUGAAAGUAUUAUAUUUUUAUAAAAAUGUUUAUUUUUAAUGAUAGAAAAAAUUUUGUUAGGCCAUAAAAUACUGCACUGUGAACAUUUCAGAGAAGGUAUGUCAGACUCGGAUCCAUAUCAGCAUGAUUGCAAAUGACUGUAAAUAGUGAUAAGGAAACAUACUGAGUGCCAGUACUCCCCACCCUCAUUACCUCAGCAGGACCUGAAGCCAAGGGUUAGGGGAGCAGCGACAACCAGGGUGUGUUACACUGAAACCCAAUAGUUGAGCUUGUAGUUGCAGGAAAAUGAUGGCACCCGAAAGCCCUUCGGCAGUGGUGGGCCACAGGAGGAGCUGUGCUGCAGAAGUACUUCAGUGCAGACAGUACUGCUUCAUUAGUGUGAAGAGUAACACCAAUUCACAAGUAUUGGAAGUGGUGCGUUACCAAAAACGUCUGCUCUGCAGAGAGAAGUGCCCGUCUGUGUAAAUCGAGAGAGUGUACGUUACCAGGCACUGAGGGAGCUGGGAAAACAGCCCAUCACCAGCACUGCGCGCUUGUGCACACAAGCUUGAGAGAGCUGCAACGUGGAAAUCGUGUUUGCUAUUUAUGAAAAUGUCCUUAGGUUGACGUGUGUGAAAAAAUUGUGGGAGUAAGUGAUGCUCCUAAGAAUUAGAUACUUGUCAGUGCCUAUACCUGCAGUUCAGCUGAAUGGUACUUUGUAUGUUAAUAGUUGUUGUUCUGAUAGAUCCUACGGUUAAAAUAAAGCGAUGUUACAUGUUGUACACCGA